AUGAAUCUUAAUAACGGACAAACUCUGACCGUUGGUGGACAGGACUUGACCAGGAAUGGCAGCAACAGCAGGAGCAGCAAUCGAGCCCCCUGCGAAGAUGCUGGGAUAGUUUUGAAGCCCUCCACCCCCACCAGGAAACCUAAACCACCUAAGCCGGAGAAUGCCAUCACUAUCGCUGUUUCGUCGAGAGUCCUCUUCAACAUGGAGAAGGAGCAGCAGAUUUACGAGCAGCAAGGCAUGGAGGAGUACAUCAAGUAUCAGGUGGAACAUGAAACGGAGCCUUUCAGCCCUGGCCCUGCCUUCUCCUUUGUCAAGGCUCUGGAGGCUGUGAACACUCAACUGAGGGAGCUUUAUCCCGAGAGCGAGGAGCUCUUUGAUGUGGUGCUCAUGACCAAUAACCACGCAUAUGUUGGCCUGCGACUCAUCAAUACCAUUAAUCACCACCAGUUGUUCAUCGAGCGCUUCUGUAUGACUGGGGGAAACAGUCCCAUAGGUUACCUGAAGGCUUACCACACUAACUUAUACCUGUCUGCUGAUGCAUCAAAGGUUCGAGAAGCUCUGCAGGAAGGUAUAGCAGCAGCCACCAUGUUCACCCGAGAGAAGAUGAAGGAAGUGUCAGAGACUCAGCUGCGUGUUGCAUUCGAUGGCGACGCCGUCCUCUUCUCUGAUGAGUCCGAACGCAUUUUUAAGGCCCACGGACUGGACAAGUUCUUUGAGCAUGAGAAGGCACACGAAAACAAGCCACUGGACCAUGGGCCACUGAAGGGCUUCCUGGAGGCUUUAGGAAAGCUGCAGAAGAAGUUUUAUGGCAAAGGCCAGCGCAUGGACUGCCCUAUCCGCACCUACCUGGUGACAGCUCGCAGCGCAGCCAGUUCUGGUACCAGAGCCCUAAAAACUCUUCGCUCAUGGGGACUAGAGAUUGAUGAGGCUCUCUUUCUGGCAGGGGCACCCAAGGGUCCCAUGCUAGAGAAGAUCCGACCACAUAUUUUCUUUGAUGACCAGAUGUUUCAUGUGGAAGGAGCAGCGGAGCUGGGGACAGUGGCCUGCCAUGUGCCCUAUGGGAUUGCUCAGAGGGUUGCUAAGAAAGAAAUUAAGGACAAAGAGACAUCUUCAGCACUCAAGUAA
Messenger RNA from Scomber japonicus (chub mackerel), 1125 nucleotides. Its product is annotated as cytosolic 5'-nucleotidase 1A-like. The coding region runs from base 1 to 1125 and encodes 374 amino acids. The transcript is spliced from 6 exons. The record is from RefSeq and is a predicted model, not a curated record. NCBI's taxonomy places the organism in Eukaryota, Metazoa, Chordata, Actinopteri, Scombriformes, Scombridae. Gene Ontology annotation, cellular component: cytoplasm; cytosol. Gene Ontology annotation, molecular function: 5'-nucleotidase activity; magnesium ion binding; nucleotide binding. Gene Ontology annotation, biological process: nucleotide metabolic process; adenosine metabolic process.